UUGAUCCAAGUCGGAACUGUAUUCGGUUCACCAGCUGUAAGACUGUUGGCACAGAUCAGACAAAGCGGGACAUUACUGGUAGAAGACAUAACAGCCCGCGAAGACGCUGGGACGUUUGCACAGCCGGCGGACGCCAUGACAUCGCCUUCAAUCACGCUGGCAAAGCGAGAACUCGAAGAUAUCGUCUCUGCGUCCGUUUAUAGCUGGUCAAAUGACAGAUCUGCUGUGCCUUCCCCUGGAUCGCUCGAUGUGUUCUCCCAAAGACUUGCUUCUGACAGUGCUCUCCGAGUACAUCUAGGAUGCUCUCUUCCCUCGAUUUGGCCUGCCCUGGGACGUGUAUGGAGCGCUGCAGACGCUUCUGUCACAGCCGACGACUCAGAGGACAUAGCAGAGACGGAAAGCGCGAUCGUAUCCGCAGGAAAGUUCACGAGGAACCUCGUAGCUGGCGUCCCGAGCAAUCAAGAGCGUGUAUUUGAGAUGGAGCCGCACAUGCGAAGGAUCCUUCGGCAUUAUACGUCCUGGACGUUCGAAGGACAAGAGGGCGCAGUCCUCGUCACCCGCAUACUGGUCCAGGCCAUCUCGAAUAUAGUCACAGACAAUGACAACCUUCGAACGAAACUAUGGAGCUCCUACCUCAGUGUUCCAGAAGAGCAAUCUAUCCUCAUUCGUUUAUUAGCUUCAAAGGAUACUCGGACUCUGCUGUCUAGCGUGAUCCUCAUCCUCAACUGCACACAUGGUAGCAAUGAGAAGAUGUCCUCUUUCAGCUCGACUGCGACAGGUUAUCGGAUACUCGUUACUAUUCUUGACCGACUAGAAAAGUGUCUGGAUGCCCCCGAAACGACCGAGGAGGGGAAGGUUUUUGAACUGGGGUACACGUUGUUAUCGAACACCUUUGCGGCAGGCUUUUUCCCAGACUUCUAUCGCCGUCUCGCCAUAAAGGGAGAACUCGUGUCCCCACCCCAAACAACGCUGUUGAAGCUCAUGGAUUCGUAUCUUCAAGGCUCCUUAAGCCCGACGCCAGCUCACGGCGGCCUGUCCAGAGCGUCCAAAAAAGAGCUUGGUUGCAUAUUGGCCGAUCUAUUCUUUUCGUAUUCGGCAUUCCUCCACAAAGCCAUCCGCCAGUUUACAGGUGAAGUAGAGGAUAACAAUCAGAGCGUAGGUGAUUCAGAACUACCAGGCGCCUCCUCAUCGCCACUGCUGCCGUCAACAUCACUUGAUCUCCAUAUGCCGGCCGUUUGUGCUGCCCUCGUCCUCGUUGUCCAAUGCAUCAUCUCGAUGUCGCUUUCCGAGGAUGUCGAAGUCAACGUAUCCCCAGAGCCUGAACAGGAGCAUGGGAGCGAUAGUGAACGGAGCACCCCAAAAUUCAACCUAAAAAGCUUCCUGCUCUCGGUCACCAGCCCCGAUAGCAAAGAGGGCUUGAUUGAGUGCUUGAUAGAUGACUUACGGCAACUCGAGGCGUUUUUGCCCCGAAUUCAAUUCGGAAAGAACGUAGACGACGCCCGCGGAGCUGCCGAUGCGGACCUUUCAGAAACCUCGGACAACACUUUGGGUGACGCCGCUUCGACAGGGGCAGACGUUGACACGAAGGGGUUCGCGUAUCUCAAACGCGACCUUGUACGGCUGCUCGGCAUCUUAUGUCACGAGAAUCGGGAUGCACAGGGUCGAGUCAGGCGGUGCGGUGGAAUUACGGUGGUCAUGAAUCUUUGCACUGUGGAUGAGCGUAACCCAUACCUGCGCGAGCAUGCGAUCUUCACGCUUCGAAAUCUCUUGCACAAGAAUGCCGAGAACCAGGCGGUCGUGAACGAGAUCCAACCGAUGGAAGCGUGGGGAGAGAGCGGGAUUCUUCAUGAUACACCUGCAGCGGUCGGAAGGUAGAGCGGGAAGUUUGGGAGCACGUUUGAUACACCGUUUUCGAGGAUGCGGCGGCGUGUGUAACUCUUCUCUACAAGCGCCGCGAGAGAGAGAG
Messenger RNA from Stereum hirsutum FP-91666 SS1, 1966 nucleotides. RefSeq lists its product as uncharacterized. The record is from RefSeq and is a predicted model, not a curated record. Gene Ontology annotation, cellular component: cytosol. NCBI's taxonomy places the organism in Eukaryota, Fungi, Basidiomycota, Agaricomycetes, Russulales, Stereaceae. The transcript is spliced from 10 exons. Bases 136 to 1875 code for a protein of 579 amino acids.